AUUACUUACUCUGUGAAUAGAUGAGAGAUAGGCCUUCAGGUUUCAAAUUUCAAAACAUGCGCGAAAAACAAAUAAUAAAAAUAUAGAAUACGCGAUAUUUAUUUAAUCACGAAGUAUCUACAUAAAAUACAAUUUAACAAAACAACAUAGGUUGUCAGUUUCAACACAACAAUGAAUUCACCUCAAGGAAAAAGAAUAACAUUUAAAAGAAGGAAGCCAAAUAAAUAUUUUGAGAGAUGUCUUAAAAAUCUGUUGGUUGAUGCACAAGCAACAAAAAGUAAGCAUGAACCAAUAUUUAGAACAGCAUUAAAUUCCCUGUCCCAAUAUCCAUUACCUUUGAAAUCUGGAGCUGAUUGUGCAAUUCUUAAAGGGUUCAAUAAAAAGAUAUGUUUAUAUUUGGAUCAAUCUUUGAAGAAUUCUAAAUGUAUAAGCACAGACAAUAGUUUGGAAGUAAUAAAUAUUGAUGAUGAUGAUCCAUCCAGUGCCAGUGAAUUAGUGAAAAAGGUUACUGAUAAAAAUCAAUCUGAUACAUCUCCAAACCAAAAACAAAGAAAUAUCUAUAAGCCUGCCUUUAGAUCAGGCGGCUAUGGAAUACUUAUGGGUUUAUUGGAACAUUCAAAGAAAAACAAUGGAAUUUCUUUAAAAAAAGGUGAACUGAUUGAAAUAGCUCAAAAGUAUUGUGAAGAAUCAUACACAGUGUCUAAGUCUGUAAGAUAUUCUGCUUGGUCAAACAUGGGAAGAUUAAUAAGUAAAGGUCUUGUGAAAAUGGUAAAACAUAAGUAUGCAGAAUAUUCUCUGACUGAAGAUGGCACUUCAUUGGCAAAUAAGUUAUGGGAGGAAAAUAAAGAUAAACCUUCUAUCAACAAUAUGAUAUUUCACAAAUCUCCACCACAAGAAACUAGAAGUCAAAUUAUCACAAACCCCCUUCCAGAAUUAAUCAGGAUAGAUAAUCCAAUUAGAACUAAUGAAGAUAAGAAUAAUGAUACUGAAGGUGUUCCACAAUUAGCUACAAGUAUAAUUACAAUGGAACCAAAUUCAUUUGAUAUUGUAUUAAUAAUUGAUAAACAUGAAACUCAUGGAAAUGCAAAUACACCAGAUCCAUUUCGUGUUUAUCCUGAUCUCAAAUAUGAGGCAAGAAGUCUUAAAGUGGGAGAUUUUACAUGGAUUGCAAGACAUAAAACUAAUGGGACUGAACUAGUUCUACCAUAUGUUGUUGAAAGAAAGAGGAUGGAUGAUUUAGGAUCAAGUAUAAAAGAUGGUAGAUUUCAUGAACAAAAAUUCAGAUUGCGUAAAAGUGGUUUGCAUAAUGUUAUAUAUUUAAUAGAAUCAUAUGAAAAGAAUAAGCAUGUAGGAUUGCCAUUGCCAUCUCUUUUACAAGCACUUGCUAAUACUAGAAUUCAAGAUGGAUUUAAGGUAUAUUCAACUGAUUCGUUGGUGAAAACAAAUAGAUUUCUGGCUAUGAUGACAAAGAGGCUGGAUGAAGAAUACAAGGGUAAAUUCUUGCAAGGUUCAAGUUGUGACCCAGCUAAUGGCAUGCUAAUGACAUUUGAGUAUUUCAAUAAAUCGUCUAUCAAAAAUAAGGUAUUAACCGUCACAGAAAUGUUUAUAAAGAUGUUGCUUCAGCUGAAAGGAAUGUCUGUUGAAAAAGCUUUAGCAAUAACAAAUGCGUAUAAAACUCCAAAAUCAUUGCUAACUGCAUAUGAAAGUUGUUCUCAAAAGGAAGGAGAAUUUUUACUUGCUAAUUUAAAAUAUGGCGACCUAAAUCGUAAUGUCGGCCCCAGCGUAAGUCUUGCUGUAUUUCAUUUAUUUACAUUUUAGUCCAUUUAAAAUUAUGUAUACAUAUUGCAAAUAAUAUAAAUCAUGAAUGACUAGAAUAUUAACAAGAAAUCAUGUACAUAUUUUUCUAUUUUAAAUUAAUAGGUAUAUAAGGUGUAAAUAAAGAUUUUUACUACA
Molecule: messenger RNA, 1953 nt
Organism: Colias croceus (clouded yellow)
Lineage: Eukaryota; Metazoa; Arthropoda; Insecta; Lepidoptera; Pieridae
Gene: mus81
Product: crossover junction endonuclease MUS81
Exons: 4
Coding region: 172-1818 (548 amino acids)
Biological process (GO): double-strand break repair via break-induced replication; DNA catabolic process; resolution of meiotic recombination intermediates
Cellular component (GO): Holliday junction resolvase complex; nucleus
Molecular function (GO): DNA binding; 3'-flap endonuclease activity; crossover junction DNA endonuclease activity
Source: RefSeq, a predicted model, not a curated record